UCCGCCGCCAGAGCCGGCGCGACUCCGCAGCCGCCGCUCGCAACGAGCCCCUUGCAGCGGGAUGGGAUGCAACUUCUGGUAAUUGGAUCACAGGUGAUGCAAUUCAAAUGUGCUGUCUUUGAUCUAAAUGGAUUAUGCAUUUGCAAUACCUACCUUGGAGAUAAUGAAAGAAAGAAUACACUUCUGUGUUAAGACGCUUAAGUGAUAACUGGAUAUCUUGUUAGCGGAACAGAAAUGAAUAACUCAACGUACAUAAACUCUUCCACUGAAAAUGUGAUGGCUUUGGAAAGCCCCUAUAAAACUGUUGAGGUAGUCUUCAUUGUCCUUGUAGCAGGGUCUCUCAGUCUAGUCACCAUAAUUGGGAACAUCCUGGUCAUGGUGUCAAUCAAAGUCAACAGGCACCUACAGACUGUCAACAACUACUUCCUGUUCAGCUUGGCCUGCGCUGACUUGAUCAUCGGCAUCUUUUCAAUGAACCUAUACACCCUCUACACUGUGAUAGGCUACUGGCCCUUAGGGCCUGUGGUGUGCGACCUCUGGCUGGCUCUUGACUAUGUAGUCAGCAAUGCCUCUGUAAUGAACCUCCUCAUUAUCAGCUUUGACAGAUACUUUUGUGUCACCAAGCCUCUGACGUAUCCUGUAAAGCGGACCACUAAGAUGGCAGGCAUGAUGAUCGCAGCGGCGUGGGUGCUGUCCUUCAUCCUGUGGGCCCCUGCAAUUCUCUUCUGGCAGUUCAUUGUGGGAGGAAGGACUGUCCCAGAUGGAGAUUGCUACAUCCAGUUUUUUUCCAAUGCUGCCGUCACUUUUGGCACUGCCAUUGCAGCCUUCUAUUUGCCUGUUAUCAUCAUGACUGUCCUUUACUGGCAAAUCUCUCGAGCCAGUAAGAGUCGGAUAAAGAAAGGGAAAAAGGAAGCUGCCCAAAACCAAGAUACAGUUUCCCCCAGCCUUGUCCAAGGUAAAAUAGUGAAACCAAACAAUAACAACAUCCCAACCAGUGGGGAUGGGUUGGAGCACAGCAGAAUUCAGAAUGGAAAAACCACUGGAGAGACUGUGACGGAGAACUGUGUUCAAGGGGAGGAGAAGGAGAGCUCCAACGACUCCACUUCUGUCAGCGUAGUCGCUUCCAACAUGAAAGAGGAUGAAGCUGCCAAAGAUGCCAGUCAGGCUUCUGCCUCCCAAGACCAUCUCAAAGUGGAGAACUCCAAGCUGACAUGCAUCAGGAUAGUCACAAAGUCCCAAAAGGGUGACUGCUGUGCCCCCACCAACACUACUGUGGAGAUUGUAGGUACCAACAGGGAGGAGAAGCAGAAUAGUGUAGCCCGGAAAAUUGUCAAGAUGACAAAGCAGCCAGCCAAAAAGAAACCACCUCCUUCUAGAGAGAAAAAAGUGACAAGGACUAUUUUAGCCAUCCUCCUGGCCUUCAUCAUCACCUGGACACCAUACAACGUGAUGGUGCUCAUCAACAGCUUCUGCACAUCCUGCAUCCCCAGCACUGUAUGGACCAUAGGUUAUUGGCUCUGUUAUAUCAACAGCACCAUCAACCCUGCUUGUUAUGCGCUCUGCAAUGCUACUUUCAAGAAGACCUUUAAGCACCUUCUUAUGUGUCAUUACAAGAAUAUAGGAGCUACAAGGUAAAAAUAAUAAUAAUAAUAAAAAUAAUAAUGGAAAGGGUGAAGAAGUUCCAAAUUAAAUUAAAAAAACCCUAAUGCCAUAGCACUUUAUGCUCUUCUAUGGAAUGUGCAAUCCAGGAUAUUAGUGGAAAUACUGACAUGGAGCAUCAGCUCCACCCCUCAGAACUACACUUAAAAACAUUUUUUUAAUUAUUGAAAAUAAAUCUUGAGGACAUGGGGAUGUAUGAGGAAUUAUUCAAGUAUGUGGACUGGAGGCACAGUUCCUUGCUUUCUGAGAUUAUUCUGCAGAAGGGCUUUAGAGUCUAUGAUCUUUUGUCAUUCUGUGUAAAAUUCUUGUUCUUUUUUCUUUUUUUUCUGUGUCUGUUUAAUAUGUCUUCAUCUAGGGAAAAAAAAUUAAAUUUUAACAAUAACUGUGUGGAAGAGGCAUAGGAGUUUGGAAGAUCCUUACAUAAUCCAAAUGAAUCAUGGUAGAAGGUUUCUAAAGCUCAGAGUUGUCUCAAGUUUUUUUGUCACUGUCAUGUAAGAACCUUAAUAUUAGGUAACUCAUGAUGAAAGUUAUUUUAUGUUGUUUAUGACACUACCAUUUCCAAAACUGCAUCAGUUCUGAAAGUGUACUUAUGCUUAACAUGUAACCAUUGCCUAACCUGUGUAUCAUUCAAACUCUGCUACUUGCCCCCUUCUAGGGGAUUUUGUUCAUGAUUCUUUCAUCACGUCAAGACAGAAGUGAAAAAAGGCAGUCUUUUCCAGAUUGCUACAUCCCGAGAGUAUUUCAACAUCCAUGUAAACCAAAGCUUUUGAGACAAUUUUCUUCACUUUGUUUGUCAUAUAACAUCCACCCAUGGAUUUGUCUUUUACCUCCAUCAGCCUUUUCUUCCUUUUUGUACCUUACUUGUCCAAGGCAUGAAGAUUGAAUGUCUAAAGAAGUUGUAAAUUCAAAGGUCUCAUCCAGUCAGCCACCAUGGUGGCCAAACAAAGGACCUCAGCUGAAGAACAGAAACAAGGUUAUUACUAGGAAAAUGGAGGUUACAUCCUUUUAAAGUUGGAUGUAUGGAUGAAGAGGUAUGCUGAGGCUCCACAGAAUGAAUAGUUACUAUUAGAUGACUAUGCUCUUGACCAGUCAAAAGAUGAUUCACACUUAUUUAUUGAGGAAAAAAAUAAGAUGGACUGUGAUGCCCACAUGGAUCAAGCUCUGCCUAAGACCUCAGUGUGAAACCAGGGUACUUCUUAAGUGUAUCCUGGACAAGACAUUUACUUUGUGGAAAAGAUAUUGGCUACAUUGCCUUUUGUACCAACUGGGAGCAAUAUUUUCACUGUAAGCCAAGGGAUAACACCAAUAAAAAGGCAGAGAAGAAAACAGUGAUUACACAAAACCAGAUACUGAAAUAGUCUGGAUGGGGGGCUGGCAGGGAUAAAGUUCAAAUAUUAUCUGCUACUCCACACCAGCUCAAAUUCAGAUUCUUUCUGCCCAGCAAAGAAUUUACUAUGAUAUAUGAUAUUUAUUGUAGCACAACUGAGCACUGUGUGGAUAGGACAAAGUGUAUCAGAUUACUGAAAACAGCAAUUGACUGUGAGUUAGGCAUAUUCUAGUUACCUCCUUCUUAGUAACUCUAACUUUGAGGCACUAGUAAAGGUACACCUAAAUAUUUCGUUACCCAAAAAAGUAGUUUGCUGCAUAGACAGUGUCCUGAGGGACUGUCUUCUGGAGUGAAAGCCACCUACCAAAUAGGACACCAAAUCAUUCUGUUAUUUUAUGCUACCCCAUUAGAGUCUUACAAAAUGUACUUCAAAAUAGCAGCCUUCAAGAUUACAGGGAAAUUAAUCUUGCAGACUAAAGUUUUACAUUUGACAAGCUUAUUGGAACACAGUGUCAAAGCACUUUGGCAAUAUGACAAUUUUGAUGUUUCAAAGUACAAGUUCCUAGCAGAAAGUGAAAAUGAGGAGGAUUAAACUGCAGUAAAUUAAGGUCACAUUAAACUCAGGAUUAAUGUGUCUUAAUAUGCAUUCAUUGAUUUUAUACCCCUAGUGAUUUCAUCCUAAUAUAUCUAAGUGUCUCCAUGCAGCCAAGGAUCUAAUUUAGCAGCCCUCACUUGCCUUGAGUCAUAUUUACUAUCACUAUUUUCAUCUUCCUACUUGUAAGGAAGAAUUACUCAAUGAUAAAGCUUGCAAAACUGAGUACUGCUUGUCUUUCAAAACUACAUUCACUAGGCUUAUCUUGACAGGUCAAGGGAAAUACUUACAUGAUCAGUUCUAGAUCAUUCAUUCUGUUGCAGUGUUAAAAAAUCCAGAUAAAUCCCAAAAAUAAAAUGAAAUCUGUUCAUUUUCUAAAUCCUACUUCUUUAGAAAAGUUUCAUAAAAGAAACACACCUGCUUCUUUCUUUCAGCAAGUGCUGUGGGUAUCAAUAGUACAAGUACUCAAAUUGGGAAAUAAUGGUUUGUAUAUUCUUAUUUAAUCUUUUAACUCCAGUUUUCCAGCAGGUGUGCAAAUCCUUUAUUCUGACCUUUGAAGCUGUCACUUGUUCGUAAGUUAUGAAUUCCUCUAACAGCUAAGGACACUUCUAGAGGUUAAGAAGUGCAAGCUAUAGACUACAAUUAUACUUCUUCAUCAAGUGAUGGGAUGAAACUCAAAAUACUAUGCAGAAAAAAAUAUUUUGGGGCCAGCUUUCAUAAACAAACAAAAAAAAAAAAAAAAGAAAAAUCUUCAGUUUGAAGCUUUCUAGCACUUUUCCCCAGCAUCACCACCCCUUUUGAUACUAAAGGACAAGAUGCUUUGGUUUGUGUCAUAGUGUAUUUAAAAGGCUUGCAAGACACACAAUCCUGUGUGUUUCCACCUUGUAUCAGUUCAAUGAAAAAAUAUUUCCAUGGUACAUCCACAUUCACAACCAAUUAAACAAUGUAAAAAUAGAUGACAUAAUGCACCUAUGCAUGCACACACAAGCAUGCAAACACACCCCCCAACACGAUUUAUAUACAUGGAAAACAAUCAUCUAACAUUCAAGAUAUUGCAUGGGAUUGUGUCUGUGUUGUGCUCACUGGCAGCUGGUGGCAGGUGCAGAGCCAACACUUACUCGUAACACUGUCUACCCCCUCCCAGAGGCAGAGCCUGCCCUGAGAUACUGGGAACGUCUCGGGUCUUCAGCUGGUUGUGGCUCAGUGAGACAAAAAGUGGGAUAAUCUUUCAGAGGCACAAAAUAAUUUGUUCUUUUGAACAUCUUUUGAGCUCUCAUGUCUUUCCUUUGUGUCCCAAACCACGUUCACCAGGUUUCACUUCCCUUCUGAGUGAUAGUUCUUCGAGAUGUAGAUGUCGGUCUUGAAGAGCAGCGCUCUCUGGGUACCUCCUCCGGCUUCCCCGCCUGUCACCUGCGCCCCGUCGCCCCCAAGGCCCCAGGUGGCCCUGCUGCUGGUGCUACCACGUCUUCACCUUGGGCUUGGCCAGAGGAUCCCAGCGGCACCUCCACACCAUGUGCUGUGCUGGCCACUUUCAUUUCACAUAGAAAUUGAGCAAACUGUGCAGGUGACUCAGGACGGGAAAAAAAACCACCCAACAACAAGAAACUGCAGUGAGCACUUCUUUCUCUCUCUUUUUCUUCCUCUUAGUUAUUUCCAGAAACAGGCUAAAACUGAAAAGGCCCAACCAGCC
Molecule: messenger RNA, 5268 nt
Organism: Gavia stellata (red-throated loon)
Lineage: Eukaryota; Metazoa; Chordata; Aves; Gaviiformes; Gaviidae
Gene: CHRM2
Product: cholinergic receptor muscarinic 2
Exons: 3
Coding region: 235-1635 (466 amino acids)
Biological process (GO): adenylate cyclase-activating adrenergic receptor signaling pathway; regulation of heart contraction
Cellular component (GO): plasma membrane
Molecular function (GO): G protein-coupled acetylcholine receptor activity
Source: RefSeq, a predicted model, not a curated record